AUGUCUUCCUAUAAUUGCACCGGGGGCGACAGCCACGAAAAUCAAGAUCGAUCGACAAAACGGUCAGCGUUGGACAAAGGCGAGUCACUGGGGACUCCUAGGCAAGCAAGCCUGCGGCGUCAGGGAAUGGUAAUUGUGGGACUCGGCGUUGGUGAGGUUCCAGAACACGUCAAGCUCGGUGGUUUCCGGCGCGUACGAGAUGCGCGCCAGGGCCCCGACGGCGUGCUCGACAGUGCGGGCAAGGCCGACGAGCGCGCAGACCUUAUCGCGCGGGUCGCUAGCCUUGAAGGCGCGGAACCUUUUGACAAUAGAGUAGUGCAGUGCGCCGUCAAGGCAGGCCAAUUUGUGAUUGUGAAGCUCCUGCUCGACAACGGCGCGGAUACCGACGAGGAAGACUCUGCGCAGGGCCUACCGCUUGCUCUCGCGGUUCCGGGAGCCCAGAAGGCCCUUGCGAGCCUGCUCAUCGAAGCCGGUGCCGACCUCAACAAGGCCACCGGGCAAGACAAGAACACGAUGCUCUCUCCCGCCAUUUCCAACAAGAACGAGUCCAUGGUGCGAUUUCUCAUCUACCCUGGUUCCUCGACACUGCUAGCCUUGGCUGUAGCUCAGGGGAACGAGGCUAUUGUCCACCUGCUCCUGGAGGCCGGUGUAGAAGGCCAGAUCCACACGCCUGCUAGGCCCUCGUCGAACGAGUCCCUCCCUCUCGCAGCUGCCAUCGAGGCUCGGAACGUGGGAAUAUCUCGUGCCCUGCUGCAGUUCGGCGCCGAUACUGGGAUGCGGUGCGGCCAGACCGAGGAGCCGGACUAG
Messenger RNA from Lasiosphaeria miniovina, 807 nucleotides. Its product is annotated as ankyrin repeat-containing domain protein. The record is from RefSeq and is a predicted model, not a curated record. Bases 1 to 807 code for a protein of 268 amino acids. Gene Ontology annotation, molecular function: protein binding. Lineage: Eukaryota; Fungi; Ascomycota; Sordariomycetes; Sordariales; Lasiosphaeriaceae. The transcript has 4 exons.